This is a messenger RNA of Scutellospora calospora, 2388 nucleotides long. The record is from the annotation of a GenBank genome assembly. Lineage: Eukaryota; Fungi; Glomeromycota; Glomeromycetes; Diversisporales; Gigasporaceae.
GAACAGAGAUUGUUAAAUUAUCUGAAGAUAAAAUGGGUCAUCUUAACGAAAUGUUAAAGAAGACAACACAAUAUUCCAAUUCUAUCAAUACAAUCACUCCAAAAUUAGUCUGUAAUUCGCUUAAGAUAAAUCCAAAUAUACUGGACUCUACAAACGAAAAAUCGCAUGAAACGGCAUUUCAAUUGUUAACUUUCAUUAUUGACAGCUUUAGUCAAAAGCCUACAACAAACACCCCACUUUUUAGAUCUCUGUAUCAAAAUCCACAUUAUAAACAACUUCUUGGAAUACGACUAUUACCACUUUGCGAUAAAUCUAUAGGAACUUUUGGUUCGCAAACGUAUUACAUGGCGAAACCAGAAAUACGGGUGUUAUUUCCUAAAGUACAAGGAAAAUUUGUUGCCGAUCUACCAUUAAAUCUUCGAGGGAUUUUUAAGGAUGAAGAAUUUUGUAAUGUGCUUAAAAUUAAACAGUUAGAUGCAAAUUCCGUUAUCGAUUUACUAGAAUCUGUGCUACCACGUGAUAAAGAAGUCGAUUGGGAUCCUUUAGGAAAACAAUAUCCAAAUAAAUUUUGGAUUGAUAAAAUAAUAGCAAUUUUCACAGCACCAGAAGUAAAUUACGAUUUUAAUAAAUUGGCAAGGUUUCCAAUAUUGUCAAUAACCAAGCCUUAUAGAAAACUCGUUUUACCUGACUUAAAUAAUCCUUUAUUGAUAUAUGUGUCUCACCCAAUGGUAUCAAUACUUACAAAGUUUGGCGUUAGAUAUACAGAUAUGAAAAUAUCCGAUAACUAUAAUAUAUAUAUUGGAAAAUGUAUUGCGCAGCCAACUGCGAUAAAUAUGAUUGUAGCUCUUGAGAAGGCUAUUCAAAAAUCUUCAGGGUCAUUACAGCAAAUCUUUACUGAAAAACUCACCCAGGACGAUCUUGAAAAGUUUAGAACAUUUAUUAAAGAUGAGUUUAAACAUAAUAAAAAUGAAAAUUUGAAAAAAUUUGUAAAAAGAUGGCCUAUAUGGCCUACUCAGUCACGUAGUACUUGUAUAUCUGCUCAAGAAGGGAUCUUACCUCCAAGAGAUAUUCCUUUUUUUUCAAUUCAGGAAGAAACAAAUAUUUUUCUUGUGGAGUCUGAUUCAGAUUUUAAUACAUUGUUUCAUCUUGGCGCUAAAUACGUAGAACCUGUAGAAUAUAUUAAAGUGCAUUUGAAUCCACGAACAGUAACACCAGAUCAACAAUAUAUAACCUUUUUGAAAACAGUUCUUGCUUUAGGAAAAGUAGAAAUUGAACAUUACUUAUCACCACUUAAAAUCAUUGCAAAUUAUGAUCUUGAACUUGUCAAAGCUAAUACUUUAUAUGAUUUAAAUGAAUCUCUUUUUCGUAGAAUCUUUUGGAAUACUGGUAAACUUUUACAUCCUGAUUUACAAGGAAAUGCUUAUUGUUUAAGUGCUUUAAAGAGAAUGGGAUUAAAACACCAAGUAACACCUGUUACAUUUCUUGAGUGUGUUCAUGAGGUCGAUUCAAGAAUUAGAAGGAUUCAAUUGGAACAAUCAAAUAGUCAAAUUCAUUUAAUAAAAUCAGAUGCUAGAUUUUUAAUGGAAUAUUUAUAUGAACAUUGGACAGUUUUACUUUUCUCACCUGAACAAUGGCAAGAGUUAAUAUCUAUUAAAUUCGUACCGGUAGACACGGAUUUGGAAAGUCCAUUAAAAGAGAAUGCAGUUGAAACAACUGGUUUUGACUCGAUAAAUUCAAUGUGUUAUCAAGAAUAUAAACUUCUCUGUUGGACACAAUGUCCAUUAUUUUUAAGAUCUAUAGAUCCACCAAAUUUAUUUAAACUUAGAUAUCCUGAAUUAUGUCGUCCUUCGAUGAGUAAAAUUCUUGAUAAUUUAUGUUAUGUCGCCCUAGACAUAUCUCAUUCGAAUAAAGAUUCUUCAUGGAGAUCACCAAAAGGAGUUCAAUUAAUUAUGGAUGUUUUAAAGGAAACGUAUAAGAAUUUAAAUGAACAUUUGAAUGUUAAUGGAAGUUUUGAUAACGAAACGAGGUCACGCUUACAAACAGAUGCAAAAAUAUUUUUGAAUGGUAAUGAUCCUUUUAUCCCUGAAGAUUGGGUAGCAGGAGUAAAUCUUGUAUUCGGUACUCAAGAAGACAUUAGGACUGGAUUACAUAAGGUCCAUGAUAACUUGAAAGAAUUUAAGUUAUUAUUGAAAGAAUCCGGUGCUAGAGAAAUUAAAGAUAUUAAAUUCAAUGUAAAAACUCAACAUUAUUCGCAGAAAGAUAAGUUAUUUGGUAGACUUUUAGAUAGCUUUGAAAAGCAAGAAGGAACAAAACAUCAUGACGUUGAGUUUCAUAUUCAUCAUGAAAAUGAAAUUGAAAAAAUCCAAGCUAAUCGAUACGUUCUUUCAG